Molecule: messenger RNA, 574 nt
Organism: Drosophila innubila
Lineage: Eukaryota; Metazoa; Arthropoda; Insecta; Diptera; Drosophilidae
Product: pupal cuticle protein Edg-78E-like
Exons: 2
Coding region: 5-361 (118 amino acids)
Cellular component (GO): chitin-based extracellular matrix
Molecular function (GO): structural constituent of chitin-based larval cuticle
Source: RefSeq, a predicted model, not a curated record
CAAGAUGUUCAAGCUAUCACUUUGCCUAGUUGCUGCUCUGCUGGUCUGUGCCCUUGGCGACCACAUCAACAAGGAUGCACAGAUUCUAAGCGAGAGAAGCUCAACACCCGAUUCGGAAGGCAAUUUCGCAUAUGCAUUCGAGACAUCUAAUGGAAUAAAUCAACAGGCUUCUGGUAAUAUUAAUGGCGUUUCCGGUGAAAGCGAGUUUGUUGCUCCCAAUGGAGAAGUCAUUAAAACUACCUAUACUGCCGACGAAAACGGAUACCAUCCCCAAGGCGAUCACUUGCCCACACCUCCACCAUAUCCAGACUAUGUCGUUAGGUUGCUUCAAUAUCUCGCAGAACAUGCACCACAAGAAUAGAAUUAAUUUUAAAUGCAAGUAAAAUAGUGUGCAAUAAACCAAAAGCAGAGCUUGAAAUUUCAAUCAAGUGAAGAACAGUUAACGUUAAAAAAAUAUGUAUUUUAUUUUUAAUCAAUAUUAUGAGAGGAAAUUGUUCUUGACAACUUUCUUAAAUAUAUUACAAUUAAAAUGCUUAAAUUUACAAAUAAAAUAAACAUUCAGUCAUUCAUUAAA